AUGGCAUCCAAACGCAAGGCCUCGGCAAUGGCCAAUGCAGCCAGCGAGGAGCCUGUCGACCCAGCAGAUGAGCUCAAGUUUCAUUGUCUUGGCGGCGGCAACGAAGUCGGUCGGUCCUGCCACAUCAUCCAGUACAAGGGCAAGACUGUCAUGCUUGACGCAGGCCAGCACCCUGCAUACGAUGGGCUAGCCGCGCUCCCGUUCUUCGAUAUCUUCGACCUCAGCACUGUCGAUGUGCUUCUCAUCAGCCAUUUUCACGUGGACCAUGCGGCCUCGUUGCCGUAUGUCCUGGCCAAGACCAACUUCAAGGGACGGGUCUUCAUGACACACCCCACCAAAGCAAUUUACGGAUGGCUUAUCCAGGACAGCGUUCGUGUCGGCAACGCAUCGUCCAACGAAUCAUCACAGCCUGUGUAUACAGAGCAAGACCAUGCCAAUACCUUUCCCAUGAUCGAGGCUAUCGACUACUAUACCACCCACACUAUCUCUUCUAUCCGAAUCACACCUUACCCUGCAGGCCACGUCCUAGGUGCUGCCAUGUUUCUCAUCGAGAUCGCAGGUCUCAACAUCUUUUUUACAGGCGACUAUUCGAGAGAGCACGACAGGCAUCUUGUCUCGGCAGAGGUCCCACGAGGCGUCAAGAUUGACGUCCUGAUCACCGAGUCUACGUACGGUGUGGCCUCACAUGUACCCCGUCUCGAGAGGGAACAGGCCCUGAUGAAGUCUAUCACCGGCAUUCUGAACCGCGGCGGGCGUGCCCUACUGCCCGUCUUCGCGCUCGGCCGGGCCCAGGAAUUGCUUUUGAUCCUUGACGAGUACUGGGCCAAGCAUCCCGAGUUCCAGAAAAUCCCGAUCUACUACGCAAGCAACCUGGCCCGGAAGUGCAUGGUGGUUUAUCAAACAUACAUUGGAGCUAUGAAUGACAACAUCAAGCGCCUCUUCCGGGAACGCAUGGCCGAGGCCGAGGUUACUGGGGAUGGAGCAGGCAAGGGCGGCCCGUGGGACUUCAAGUACAUCCGAUCCCUGAAGAGUCUUGACCGGUUCGAGGAUGUCGGAAGUUGUGUCAUGCUUGCCAGCCCUGGUAUGCUCCAAAGUGGCGUGAGCAGAGAGCUCCUCGAGAGAUGGGCACCGAGCGACAAGAACGGUGUCAUUAUCACUGGCUACAGCGUCGAGGGAACAAUGGCCAGACAGAUUAUGCAAGAACCUGAGCAGAUUCAGGCUGUCGUCACCAGGAAUGCCGCCGCUGCUCGCAGGGCGCCUGGCGGUGACGCAGAGAAGGUGAUGAUUCCUCGGAGAUGCAGCGUCCAGGAAUACUCUUUCGCGGCUCAUGUCGAUGGUAAUGAGAACAGAGAAUUCAUUGAAGAGGUUGCCGCACCAGUGGUCAUUCUUGUGCAUGGAGAACAGCACAACAUGAUGCGAUUGAAGUCCAAGCUUCUCUCUCUCAACAGCAAUAAAACCGUCAAGGUCAAAGUUUACAGUCCAAAGAAUUUCGAAGUGCUCCGCAUCCCAUUCAAGCAGGACAAGAUCGCCAAGGUUGUCGGCAAACUCGCAUCGAUUCCACCACCCACCCAUCUCCCAACCCCCGAGGACGACACCCAACUCGUCACUGGUGUCCUGGUUCAGAACGACUUCAAGCUGUCUUUGAUGGCCCCAGAGGAUCUGCGAGAGUACGCUGGCCUCACUACUACAACCAUGACUUGCAAGGAGCGCAUACGGCUCAGCGCCGCUGGCAUCGAUUUGAUCAAGUGGGGUCUCGAGGGCACGUUUGGCAAGAUUGAGGAGCUGCCAGAGAUGAAGCAUGACCAGGACAACGGCAACGGUGCUUCUCCCAACGGCGAUUUCGAGCCCGCAGACGAGGAGAUCAAUCAAGUCGUCGCAGCCUACCGUGUCAUGGGCUGCGUGGUGGUCCGCUACCGCAACAACGGCGAGGUCGAGCUCGAGUGGGAAGGCAACCUGCUGAACGAUGGCAUCGCCGACUCCGUCCUCAGCGUGCUCCUGUCAGUCGAGAGUAGCCCCGCCGCCGUCAAGCGGUCCGCGCAGAAGCACUCCCACUCGCAUGACCACGUCCACAACGACCUCCCACCGCGCAACCCCCACGCGAACCUUACACCAGAGGAGCGCCUCGAGCGCCUAUUUAUGUUCUUGGAGGCCCAGUUUGGCGCAGACAACGUCGUGCCCAUCGAGGAGCCAAAGCUUCCUCCCGUCCCCAAGGACACGCCCAAGAAGAAGGAGCUCACCGACGGCGACGGCGGGGACGCCUCCAUGGAGGACGCCGUGGACGGCGAGGGCCAGGAUGAGGCGGAGGAAGAGAGGGAGCUCGAGGCGCGCAAGCGGGCGGAGCUGGAGCGGCUGCACCGGCUCGGCAUCCCCGUCCCCGGCGUGGCGAUCAAGGUCGACAAGAUGGCGGCCAAGGUCUGGCUGGAGGACCUGGACGUGGAGUGCGGCCACAAGGCGUUUGCUGACCGCGUGCGCAGCGUGGUCGAUCGGGCUGUCGAGGUCACCGCACCGCUGUGGGCCUAG
Messenger RNA from Diaporthe citri, 2520 nucleotides. RefSeq lists its product as uncharacterized. Gene Ontology annotation, molecular function: RNA binding; 5'-3' exonuclease activity; RNA endonuclease activity. NCBI's taxonomy places the organism in Eukaryota, Fungi, Ascomycota, Sordariomycetes, Diaporthales, Diaporthaceae. Gene Ontology annotation, cellular component: mRNA cleavage and polyadenylation specificity factor complex. The coding region runs from base 1 to 2520 and encodes 839 amino acids. The record is from RefSeq and is a predicted model, not a curated record. Gene Ontology annotation, biological process: mRNA 3'-end processing by stem-loop binding and cleavage. The transcript has 4 exons.